CUCAUGUCACAAACUGGGGCUGAAGUCCUCGUUGUGUAGUUUCUAUGAUCCACAUUUCUACAUUUUCUCCUGCGCGUUUCUAUGACGUACAGCAAUGUAAUUAAAAAACCUAACUAUUGACGGUAGCCUUUACUGCAGUUUCUUUAGGUAUUUUUGUUUGUACAAGCACAAACGGUUGACCCUUACCAGCAAUUAAUAAACCAAAGAAGACAUUAUUAAUUGCAGCGAGGAAUGUUUAUUUCUCAUAUGUUAAACAUUUGGUUUCUCAGCUAGCUUGGAACGAAAACGUGUCGCGUGUUUCUGACGACACGCUAUUGACGUUUGCAUGGAGCGAGGUAGAAAGCUGAUAGGGUAUUCGCUGUAACCAUGGCUUUCCACCAUCUUUCAAGAGCACUUACUGGGCUUCUCGUAGAUACUUCGUUCAUAACUCAUCAGAGGCCCUUUAGUGUGUCCGCUGUUGUGACAGCAAUUCAGAAAAUGACAAGAGUGCGUGUAGUGGAUAACAGCUCUCUUGGAAAUACUCCAUAUCACCGUCCACCAAGAGUGAUCCAUGUCUACACCAAGAAUGGCGUAGGAAAGGUUGGCGAUAGAGUGUUGCUUGCUAUCAAAGGGCAGAAGAAGAAAGCCCUUAUCGUUGGACAUAAAAUGCCUGGGGAUCGCAUGAAUCCACGCUUUGAUUCAAACAAUGUUGUUCUGAUUGAAGACAAUGGGAACCCUACAGGAACAAGGAUUAGGGUCCCUAUACCCACACAUCUGCGUGAAAAGGCGGGGGACUUCUCUAAAGUGUUAGCAAUUGCAAGUUCAUUUGUUUAAUAACAUUAUUCACUUGUGAUUUGUGAUAUUGAAAGUGUUUCACAUCACCUGGGGAGUAUACAAAUAUGUUAUGCUUGUAUAUGUUGUCUUCAUUAAACCCUAAAUGAGCAUACACCUUGUCACAGUUGCUC
This is a messenger RNA of Monopterus albus (swamp eel), 944 nucleotides long. It is a transcript of the gene mrpl14, whose product is annotated as mitochondrial ribosomal protein L14. The transcript has 3 exons. Gene Ontology annotation, biological process: translation. The record is from RefSeq and is a predicted model, not a curated record. Gene Ontology annotation, molecular function: structural constituent of ribosome. Bases 367 to 813 code for a protein of 148 amino acids. Gene Ontology annotation, cellular component: ribosome; mitochondrion. NCBI's taxonomy places the organism in Eukaryota, Metazoa, Chordata, Actinopteri, Synbranchiformes, Synbranchidae.